UGCGCUCGCGGGCUUCACUGCGAUGUCGCGCACAGGGUGCGCGCUUUGUCAAUAGACUUCAGGGCACCUCGGUCGGCUAGAACUAUUAGAGGGGACAAUGACAAAACUACAACUGUCAGUGUCCAUUCGCGUUGGCCAUCUGUUGAUACGCCAAAGUGGACUUCAAGAGGGAUAACGUAAAGCCUAAUGUUUGUAAACUGUUUCCAAGGAACGAGAACCGUCUCAUUCCGCUUCAUCUCAGACGCAGAGUGCCUUUUUUCGGUACAGUAACACCUACAAACAGCUGGAAGAUGAAGUUUGGAAAGAGCAUUUGUAUCCUCAAUGUGGGUGGUACAAAAUACGCGUUCUCUAAAGACGUGAUAAAGGAUUUCCCUCUGAGUAGAGUGAGUCGCUUGCACAAAUGUGCGUCGGAGAAAGAAGUUUUGGAAGUGUGCGACGACUAUGACCGAGAGAGAAAUGAGUUUUUCUUCGAUAGGCACUCCGAGGCUUUUGGUUUUAUUAUGUUGUACGUGAAGUACGGCAAACUUAGAUUCGUACCACAGAUGUGCGAGUUGUCAUUCUACAAUGAAAUGAUUUACUGGGGACUGGAGAGCUCUCACCUGGAGUUCUGCUGUCAGCGAAGGUUAGAUGAUCGGAUGUCUGACACGUAUACGCAUUUUUCUGAGGAAGACACCAUAAAACACGAGGGAGGGUUAAGGGGAGAUUGUUUGGAGAACCGCGAGGGCGCUGACAGUGAGCAGUCAAAGUGGCUUGAAAGAAUGAGAAGGACUUUUGAAGAGCCAACUUCUUCGGUAGCAGCACAAAUUUUGGCCUCAGUGUCCGUUAUAUUUGUCAUAGUGUCCAUGGUGAUGCUUUGUGCAAGUACCUUACCAGACUGGAAAUCCGCUGAGAGCAGCGUGGAGGAGCAAAGGUACACAGACUCAUUAGAGCAUCCAUCCGGGAUCAUCGAGGCCGUGUGCAUUGGCUGGUUCACCGCAGAGUGCAUUGUCCGUUUCAUGGUGUCACGGGACAAGUGUGAGUUUGUGCGGCGGCCCCUGAACAUCAUCGACCUCCUUGCCAUCACGCCCUACUACAUCUCCGUUACCAUGACGGGCCUGACAGGCGAAAACUCGCAGCUGCAGCGGGCCGGUGUGACGUUACGCGUUCUGCGCAUGAUGCGCAUCUUCUGGGUCAUCAAGCUGGCGCGCCACUUCCUGGGCCUUCAGACGCUGGGCUUGACGCUGCGGCGCUGCUACCGUGAGAUGGUGAUGCUCCUGGUGUUCAUCGCCGUGGCCAUGGCCAUCUUCAGUGCUCUGGCCCAGCUGCUGGAGCACGGCCUGGACCUGGAGUCGGGCAACGAGGACUACGCCAGCAUCCCGGCAGCCUGCUGGUGGGUUAUUAUCUCCAUGACUACCGUGGGAUAUGGAGACAUGUACCCCAUCACUGUGCCCGGGCGCGUGCUGGGUGGCCUGUGCGUGGUAAGCGGCAUUGUGCUGCUGGCACUGCCCAUCACCUUCAUCUACCACAGCUUCGUCCAGUGCUACAAUGAGCUGAAGUUCCGCUCCGCUCGCUGCACCAGGAGCCUCUCUGCAGAGUUCCUCAACUGAAGUUCCAGGGCCAUUGACCAUCUGCCCAAUCAUACGCAACCCCGCUGGAUCCAUCCAUCCCUUGGAACAUCCAUUGGAAAUGUGGCCUCUUUUACUAUCUUAGACUCGUACUCUUGUUAUUCAUGUACACAUAUAAGGUGGAUUUUGUAAGAACAUAUAUGAUGUGGGUUUCACUCCGUACAAUCUCCUUAGUCGCCUUCAACACUGACUCAAGGUACAGGGUUUACAGAAGCUAAUGGCAGCUGGGAUGGCUUCCAGGGCUGCAAUGAUGACAACGAUGCAGAGUGAAGAUAUCCAUAAGAGGGUGUGACUGUGGUGUAACUGUGGGAGGUCAGUUGGUGCGACAUCAGACCUUCUGAGGCCUUCAAAUACUGUGGAUUAUAUCUAACCUGUGCCAGCCUCACCGCGUGGCAUUUCAAUUUAGUUUUCACAUGGUGAUGUGCCACUGAAAAAUAGGCUUUGGGGUCCACUGUCUUUAUAAUCCCACACGUCUGGCAACCUGGUGGUGUGCGAAUGUUAGACUGCUCUGCGGCUUCCUAGGUCUCUGCUCUAUCCUAGCUACCUUGUUUUUUAUUGUUCACAUGGACCGUUGAAGAAAGGACCGCAAAGUACAACGAACCAAAGCAUUUCAGUGCACUAUACACUGUAGUUACCCUUUAAUCUCAUUCUUCGGUUCCGUAUGUUCAAGCUUUGAUGGGUGAGUCCAUCAUUUCUGUCUGAUUUCUCCAGUCCCAAUGCUUUGAAUUUGAAUGAGCCCAUUAACGACUCAAACAUGGUCAAAAUGUCUAAAUAUAUUUCCCAUUCCACCUGCAUAUUAAACGCAGGGUGCCUUUGAAAGGUAAUGUUCCAGGCAGAGUGGGGGUGGGAGAGACUGUGGAUGAGAGGAGGAGAGAGCUGUGUGGGUCUGUCAGCUGUAUAGGCAUGUCUGUAAUGUGGAACACCUCGCCAGAGAGCGAGAGCGUGUCAUAGAGAGGUGGGUGGUUUGGCUAACACCACGCAGCGCUGCUGGAGGCCUUGUCUCUCCGACCACAACCUCCGGAGCGCUACGGGUCUUCUGACUGGGGGAGUGGAACCGCACUGGCUUGUGCUGCAACCUUAUUGAACCCCUCUGUCUGCCUUAGCUGAGACAUGAGGGGCAGACAGGCACAGUACAAAGCACAGCCGUUGCCACGGUACAGGUACUCCUCGCAAUGUUGUUGUCUGAGCCACCCGCUCCUCCUUGGUACACUGUCGACACCACUUUUGGGUGGCCGGUGUGACGCAUUCAGCCUCCUCGCCUCUCUUCUCACUGCCAGUAGGUAUUUGGGCGCCUCUCCUCUCACUGCCAGUAGGUAUUUGGGCGCAUCUGAAACAGCUUCUGUGCCCACUGUAUUUUCCAUGGUGGAAGAAUCACGUCUCCUCACAUUAGUCCGCUCUGGGAUGAAAUCUCUCUUAUCUCCAGCAAGCCACUGUUUCUCUCCCUCAGACAUUCUGCAAACAGUUAUUCAGCUCACAGCCUGCAUCUGUGAGGUUACAUAUGUAUUAAAACUGUCUGUUGACUUCAUAUUCAGAACUAUUUUACUAUUAACUAUUUCGAAGCAAAUUAAUUUACAAUCAGUUUUGAAGUACACUGAAUAUGGUCAGAAGAAAGUCAGUCAUUGCCAAAGGGCAUGAAUAUUUGAAUCCCCUGAUUUUGAAUAUUAUUUCAUUUCUAAGGUAUAUUCUACUUAUGAUUUAUUCCACAAAGAAACUAUUUCCAAGUGGGUCUAUUCCACUAGGCAUUGUGAAAUGAUGGACAUAUAUGAUCUGGUAUGGAUAUUGGUUGCGUUGACACAGCAGGUCCUGUGAUUUUUCCUCAGGAGAAUGGUAUUUUUUUCAUUGGCUCCACAGUCCCAUCUGCUUUGUCUGAUCUCCACAUUCCAAACACUCAAAGCAUUCCAAAUGGGGCUUUACUUCUAUUAAAUAUUAAUGAGAUUGAUUGAGCUCAUUACUUCGUGAGCUACCACUCUGUGUAAUUAGCUCGAGUGAGGAAAAAUACGACAAAAUGUAAAUCAGGUUUUGUACAAAAUGUAUACCUUUGUUACAUAACAUGAUGCAGUGAAAACAGCACCGUUGGAGGAAUUUCGCAUGUCCUGACGAUGGAUUUGGUUAAUUUCCAAUGGAAAUGGAAAACAGAUUAAGAUCUUGUCACCUCAACAUUCCCUCCACUCUUUACCAUUUCACCACACAUUUUUUUUAAGAGCAACAUCAAAUAUUUUAAAUGUAUCCAAAAAUGAGCCUCCAUUGAUGAUUAUGUACAAACUAGAUUAAGUGCACUAUAUACCUGAAGUAAACAAAUUCAGUAUUCAUGUUCACCCCUGAGCACGGGGGGAAACUGUCGCAACACAUAAUGUGUCUUAGCUGUGAAAAGUACUUCCUCUCACCUUCUCUCUCCAAUUUUCACUCACACAUGUAACCCCUUGUUUAGUUCUACACAUCAAUAAUGAGUCAUGAUGUCAUAUGAAACAGGAAUUGGAUGAGAAAUAGCAAACAAGACGGUCUAGUUUCCAGAUCUGAGUCUUCUGUCCCUACAUUUCAUCUGUGCAAGCUCCCUGGUUCCUUAUCCAUUUUAACAUCAGAAAGGUGAUGUGAUAGUUAUAAUAUGCCUUUUCUGCAGUUUGUUGGGCUUGGGUAAGACCUUGGACCUUACACCUCUGGAUGUUUGAGCUGCAUGCAAUAACACCAGUGGUAUAUCUCUCUCUCUCAGCAUAUGUGCAGCUUUCUGCUAACACACAUAUACAAGCACGCGCACACACACAUUAUUAGGGUUUCGGAAGGUAACGCAGUGUUAAGGUCCAGAAUAAGGCUCCAUAUUGUAAGUAAACAGGAGAAAAAAUCCCACCUGUCUAUCAAAACAGCUCAGGUUUAAUAAAAAAUAUGAGAACAAAAGGUCACCAAUAAUGAAAAAUCCACCUACAGGCUCUCACACAGCCAAACUAAACAUUCAAUCACGUUUUUCAAAUAGCCUACAGGAUGUGGUCUAGACUUUAACUGUAGUAUGCCUUGUUCACUAAUUAUAAUGACACAUUAUGAUGUGGCCUAACAUUCUAAUAGUCGUACAUCUGAUGGGUUGACUUGUAUCUCUCUGACUUUAAAGCCGACUGCCAUUCGGUCCCUCCUCCUAAAUUCACACUCAGAUACCCUUUACUGCUGCUUGAAUGUAACAGUGCAACAUUGAUCUUUUUAAGAAAUAACUGUUAUGCAGAAAUGUGUCUGUCCAAAUCGUUUAUAGUUGUUUUUUUUAAGAAACUGGCUAUUUUGUAUAGAUCCCAUGUUUUCUGAUAUAACUGUUAAUAUGGUUGUAAUAAAUAUAAAG
Messenger RNA from Hypomesus transpacificus, 4920 nucleotides. Its product is annotated as potassium voltage-gated channel subfamily G member 3-like. The transcript has 2 exons. The coding region runs from base 291 to 1586 and encodes 431 amino acids. Gene Ontology annotation, molecular function: protein binding; delayed rectifier potassium channel activity. Gene Ontology annotation, biological process: potassium ion transmembrane transport; protein homooligomerization. Gene Ontology annotation, cellular component: membrane; voltage-gated potassium channel complex. Lineage: Eukaryota; Metazoa; Chordata; Actinopteri; Osmeriformes; Osmeridae. The record is from RefSeq and is a predicted model, not a curated record.